This is a messenger RNA of Bipolaris sorokiniana ND90Pr, 1173 nucleotides long. RefSeq lists its product as uncharacterized. NCBI's taxonomy places the organism in Eukaryota, Fungi, Ascomycota, Dothideomycetes, Pleosporales, Pleosporaceae. The transcript is spliced from 3 exons. Bases 1 to 1173 code for a protein of 390 amino acids. The record is from RefSeq and is a predicted model, not a curated record.
AUGUCUUCUGAUACGAGCAGUCUUGCUACCAGCCAUUCAAGUCAAUUCCAGGACCAACUGGAGGUCAUCUUGGACAGACUAAAGACCGAUCCAAGCAGUAUCACGGCUGAUGACGCUCGUCUUCUAUCUGAGAACUUCAAUACACAUAAUGAAAGAGCGGUCCGCAUUAUCUCUGCCGUCGAAUAUCUAGCUAUUGCUAACAAGGACCUGCAUGUCGCCUUGGGUGGCAGCCCUGAGGAGGUCACUACAGAGGUCCUUCGCACCACACAGAGCAUUGUUAGCAAAAUGCAGAGGGCUCUCGGCCACACCAACGUUCCCCACCCAGAAGUUGAAGGCGAGCUCCAGGAGGAAAUCGUCAAGAUCGAGCCCAAGAUUGCCCAAGGCACAGUGACAAAAGCUGAGGCUGAUCGACUCCAUUCGCUCGAGGCUCGUGCACAUGGACACACUGAGAAGGGCGGUAUCACUGCUGCCGCUCAGUCUGUUGUCGCGAGACGUGAGCGUCAGCUAUCACUAAGUGGCGGCCCUGAGGCCUUGCAGCCCUCGGGCAGUGAACAGCUCCAAGCAAACAAAGAAGGCUUUAAAUCACCUGAACAGCAAUCUCAGUACGACAAGGAAGGAAAUCUUCUGCAGGCAGCGGACGCCGUCAAGGACAAGAUAGAGGAGGGCACUGUGACCAAAGCAGAGGCCAGCCAUCUCCAAUCCCUUAAAUCUCGCGCUCACGGUGAUACCUUCAAAGGAUUUAUUGCUGCUACUGCUCAAUCAACUGCUGCAAGGCGCGAGUCGAAUGCUAGCGAUGCGCGCCCUUGCGCUGACAGUAAAAAUACACUCUCUCCCCAAGAGCAACCCCACCACGACAAGGAAGAGAACCUUCGCCAAGUGGAACUCGCAAUCCGACCGAAGAUCCAAGACGGUACCGUCACGGCAGCCGAAGCCAAAAAGCUCCACUCAUGCGAGAUGCGUGCUCAUGGACAUACUGAGAAGGGUAGACUGGCCGCUACAGCACAGUCUGUUGUUGCCCAUCGCCAGAGAACUCUCAGCGACAUUUCCAACUCGCCUCAUCCCUCGGAAACGGAUGCUGGACCACACAAAGAAGACAUUGACGUUGACAAGGAGCCCAAGGAGGUCGAGGGAGACUUGGGCGAUAUCGCAAAAACAGAGAACGAAGCUCAGUGA